This is a messenger RNA of Anopheles moucheti, 473 nucleotides long. RefSeq lists its product as uncharacterized. The transcript has a single exon. The record is from RefSeq and is a predicted model, not a curated record. Lineage: Eukaryota; Metazoa; Arthropoda; Insecta; Diptera; Culicidae. The coding region runs from base 48 to 383 and encodes 111 amino acids.
ACGAUUGAGACCUCUUUCUUGCUUACGGUCAACGAAAGACGAUAAACAUGAAGUGUAUUCUAUCGCUCCUAUCGCUCCUGAGCGUGACGCUCGUUGUGGCUAUUCCGGCCAACUUCCACUACAGUGGCGGAGGUGGUUACAACGUCAACGGAACGGGACAGAGCUUCGAUUUCUCCGGCGAAAGCAACAGCACAUCGUCCCUGCCCGAUUUUGGCCAAUUUCUACCGAACCUGACGCUGCCUUCGAAUGGAUUUGGAUUGCCGCAGUUUGACCCUGCUGCAGCGUGGAACAACUUUACCAAUACCAUUUCGUCCAUCUUCCCGGGGAUUGGUGGCGGUUUCCCAUUCUUCGGCAACGGACAGAAUGGUGGUUUGUUUGGUUAAUGUGAGCGAGUUGUUCGUAGCUGGGAACGUCGAGAAGCAAAACGAAUAAAACCAAUACAGAAGCAAUCAAACAAGUUUGUUUUGGAAAUA